AUGACUGACCUGGAGACCACUUUGGCACUAAUAGUUUACUACUGUCAGGAAAAAUAUUUCCACCAUGUUCUGAAUAUUGUACACAAAGAGAUGCAGGUGUAUAACAAUGAGCCGCUGCUCCUCUUCUUCAAAGGUUUUGCGGUUUUGAUGGAAGGUCGCAUCCAAGAAGCCAUCAGAGACCUGGAGGCAGUAAGGCAAGUGCAGGAUAUUUCACUGUGCUCCACCAUGGCUCUUAUUUACGCGCACAGAAGGAGCUCGGUCAUUGACCGAGAUGCUAUUCAGGAACUCGAUGCCAAUCUGAAAGAGAGUCGCAAGAUCGCAGGCGAAAGGCCCCUCUAUUACGCCGGGAUGUUCCUGUGGCUGAUGGACCGUCACGAGAAAGCCAAAGAGUACAUCGACAGGAUGCUGAAAAUCUCCAGUGGAUCGAAGGAGGGAUUGAUACUUAAAGGAUGGAUUGAUCUUACAUCCGUCAAGAUGACUAACAUGAAGAGAGCCAUGACUUACCUGGAAGAAGGACUACAGGAUUCAAAGAACCUGCUUGGUUUGAUGGGAAAGAUCCACUACUUCCAGAAGGAACAGAAUUAUUCGAGCGCCCUGGAGAUAGUCAGCCAGAUCAUUGUCACCCUCCCUGAGUUCCUCCCAGCGCUCAUCAUGAAGAUGAGGUUGUUUCUCGCUCAGCAGAAUUGGGAGCAAACUCUGGAAACAGCACAGAGAAUUCUGCAAAAGGACAGCAGCAAUGUGGAUGCACUGCAGAUGUUAUGUCUGCACUCUCUUUGUAAAGAAGGAAACCAGACAGAGGCCGAGGAUUUCAUCAAACAGCUAAUUGGAGCCUUGGAGAAAAGUGAACCUGAAAAUCCAAAGCUUUACCAGCGUGUAGCUGUUGUGUUAAGCAGAAUGUGUUCACGGAACAACACCAUCCUGGAGCAGACGUACAGUUUGGUCGAGCAUGCUGUCCACUUGAACCCAGGGGACGCAGAGAUGGUGACGGAGUUGGGCUUUCAACUGAUCCUCCAGGGGAAGGUGGGACAGGCAGCCAAGCAGUACAUGGCAGCCAUGAAACUGGAUGAAAGCAACAUGCCCGCCCUGACAGGAAGAAUUCGAGCUCAGAUUCUACAAGGGCAGAUCCAAGAUGCGGAGCAGCAGUUGGAAUUCUUGAGGGAAGUGCAAGAAUCCAUUGGAAUGUCUGGGGAGCUGGCUUACCUUCAAGCUGUUAUAGCCGCAGAGAGAGGCCAAGGGCAACAACUGAUCACUAAGUUGCUGAAGCAAGCCGCAGAUAUUCACUUCCUGGCCUUGGAAAACCUUCCUCUGGGUGUGGAGUACUAUGAGAAACUCAACCCUGAAUUCCUCCUUGACAUUGUAAAGAAGCUUUUAUCCUUCUGCCCACAUCAGCCCAUUACCCAAGGCCAGGCUUUAUCACUGCUUCUGCGACAAUGUGCCAUGAUAUUGGACCCAGUGGUCAAAGCAGCCCCUGGGAUGAUGGAAGCUCUCUAUUAUAUGGCCAAAGUCAGAUUCCUCUCAGGGAAGUUCGAAACAGCGCACGGUAUGCUCCAGCAAUGUCUCCUGCUGGACCCCAGUUUCUCUGAUGGCCACUUGCUCAUGGCUCAGAUUUACCUGUCCCAGGGCAACUUCAAGGAGUCUUCCCAUUCCCUGGAAAUGGGACUGAGCUACAACUUCCAGGUCAGAGAGCAUCCUAUCUAUCACCUGAUAAAAGCCAGAGCUUUGAAUAAAAUGGGCAAUGUUGUGGACACCAUCACAACCCUGAAAAUAGCGAUGAACCUGCCCGGAGUGCGACGCAGCACGGCUGGAAAGACCAAGGGCGACGCCUUCAACAUCAGUACGAACGACCGGGUCUCUGUCUACCUGGAACUGGCAAACGCCCAUCACGCCAACGGACAGCAGCACGAAGCCGCAAAAGUCAUGCAAGACGCCAUCCACGAGUUUGCGGGAACGGCGGAGGAAAUCCGGAUCACCAUCGCCAACGUGGACUUGGCUCUGAGCAGGGAUGACCUGGAGACGGCCUUCACCAUGCUCCGAAACGUCCACCCCGACCAGCCCUACUACACCGAGGCCAAGGAGAAAAUGGCACAGAUUUACCUCCAGAAACAGAGGGACAAGCGGUUGUACAUUGGGUGCUACAAAGACCUGUGCGACCAGCUGCCAAGUCCUCACACCAGUCUUCUUCUUGGUGACGCGUAUAUAAGCAUCCAGGAGCCCGAAAAAGCCAUUGAGAUAUACGAACACGUCUUAAAGAAAAACCCUCACGACGGACACUUGGUGAAGAAAAUCGGUCAGGCUUUAGUCAAGACUCACCACUACACCAAGGCUGUUCAUUACUAUGAAGCGGCACUGAAAAUUGGUGGCCAGGAAUUCUUGUGUUACGACUUGGCUGAGCUCCUGCUGAGACUCGGUCUAUAUGACAGAGCCCAGAAGGUCCUCAGAAAGACUCUGGAGCACGGAGCGAUAAACGAUAUAACUUCGCUGAUGAGAGAUGUCAAAUAUCUGAUGCUCUUGGCCAAAGUCUGCAACAAAACUAAUGAAAUGCAGGAGGCAAUGGAUAUAUUGAACAAGGCCCACGAGUUGCAAGGGCGAAUCCUGAAACGCCUCCCCCUGGAGCAACCAGACAUCAUCCCAAUCCAGAAGCAGCUGGCAGUCUCCAUCUGCAGUCAACUGGCCCAGAUCUCCGUGGACCAGCGAGACUUUGACAAAGCCAUCCGAUAUUACAAGGAAGGCUUGACUUACGCAGAAAAUGACUCGACGCUGAUGCUUGAGCUAUCGCGCCUGUACCUGACCAAGGGAGACAAUGAUGAGUGUGAGCAGCAGUGUGUCGCACUGCUGAAGAACGUUGAGAAUAACUACGAUGCAAACAUGAUGAUGGCAGACCUCAUGUUUAGAAAACAAGAAUACCAACAGGCUAUAUUUUAUUACCGACAGAUGUUGGAGCGAUCGCCAGACAACUUUGCGGUCUUGUGCAAACUCAUCGAGCUGUUCAGGAAAGCUGGGAAACUCGACAAAGCUCCAGAAUUCUUGGAGCUAGCAGAGAAGAAGUCAACCCGGACUGCUCUGGAACCGGGGUUCAACUACUGCAAAGGCCUCUACCUCUGGCACAUAGGGCAGCCCAACGAUGCCCUGAAGCAUUUCAACAAAGCACGGAAGGACAGCGACUGGGGUCACCAGGCCAUUUACAGCAUGAUCCAAAUCUGCCUCAACCCAGACAAUGAGAUAAUAGGAGGGAACGUGUUUGAAAGCCUGGAUGAGGAGACCAGUUGCGACUUCACUGAGAGGAGAGAGACUGACCAGCUGGCAGUCAGGACGGCAGAGAAACUCCUCAAGGAAUAUCACCCUCGCACGAAACAAGGCCAGGAGCAGCGCUUAUUACUGCAAAACAGCUGCCUCGUAGCCACCAAUGAGCGAUCCAACGUGGAGAGAGCUCUUACCGUGCUCACGGAGAUGGCUGCGACUAAGAAGGACCACGUGCCAGCACUUCUGGCCAUAGCUCAGGCCUGUAUGGUGCUGAAGCUUGUGUCUCGGGCCAGGAACCAAUUGAAGCGAAUAACCAAGAUAGACUGGAACUCCAUGGACGCAGAGGCGUUUGAGAAGAGCUGGCUGCUGCUCUCUGAUAUCUACAUUAAAGCGGGGAAGUUUGACCUUGCGAUGGACUUGCUGAAACGCUGCUUGCAGUACAAUCAGUCAUGUUGCAAGGCGUACGAAUACCUGGGGUUCGUCAUGGAAAAGGAGCAGUCCUACAUGGAUGCAGUAAACCAUUACGAAAUGGCCUGGAAGUACAGCAGUGAGUCAAACCCCACCAUGGGCUACAAACUCGCCUUCAAUUACUUGAAAGCAAAGAUGUACGUGCAAGCAAUAGACAUUUGUCACAAGGUGCUGAGAAAUUAUCCAAAUUACCCAAAGAUUCAAAAGGACAUUUUGGAAAAGGCAAUGAUUUCUCUUAAGCCCUAGGAGAGCCUGACGUUCUUUCCCGUACUCGGUCAACCCCAGCUUGAGAAACCACAUGUAAAUGUAGAAUUCUCCAGCAAGA
This is a messenger RNA of Callorhinchus milii (elephant shark), 4033 nucleotides long. Its product is annotated as tetratricopeptide repeat protein 21B. The record is from RefSeq and is a predicted model, not a curated record. Gene Ontology annotation, molecular function: protein binding. Gene Ontology annotation, cellular component: intraciliary transport particle A. NCBI's taxonomy places the organism in Eukaryota, Metazoa, Chordata, Chondrichthyes, Chimaeriformes, Callorhinchidae. The transcript has 29 exons. Gene Ontology annotation, biological process: intraciliary retrograde transport; protein localization to cilium. The coding region runs from base 1 to 3954 and encodes 1317 amino acids.